Molecule: messenger RNA, 1622 nt
Organism: Bolinopsis microptera
Lineage: Eukaryota; Metazoa; Ctenophora; Tentaculata; Lobata; Bolinopsidae
Product: ruvB-like 1
Exons: 10
Coding region: 14-1384 (456 amino acids)
Biological process (GO): box C/D snoRNP assembly; regulation of transcription by RNA polymerase II; chromatin remodeling
Cellular component (GO): Swr1 complex; Ino80 complex; R2TP complex
Molecular function (GO): ATP hydrolysis activity; ATP binding; DNA helicase activity
Source: RefSeq, a predicted model, not a curated record
CAAAGACUUCAAAAUGAAGAUCGAAGAAGUAAAAUCAACAACUAAGACACAGAGAAUUGCCGCUCAUUCUCACGUGAAAGGACUUGGAGUAGACGAUAAGGGUGUUGCUUUGCAGGUUGCUGCAGGUCUUGUUGGUCAAGAGCUUGCAAGAGAGGCAUGUGGUAUUGUAGUGGAGCUUAUUAGAGCAAAGAAGAUGGCUGGAAGAGCAAUUUUACUUGCCGGACCCCCUGGUACUGGCAAAACCGCCCUUGCUCUAGCUAUUGCUCAAGAACUUGGCUCAAAAGUUCCUUUCUGUCCUAUGGUUGCUUCUGAAGUUUACUCUUCUGAGGUGAAGAAAACAGCUGUGCUGAUGGAGAACUUCAGACGAGCAAUUGGGCUGCGAAUAAAGGAAACUAAAGAGGUGUACGAAGGUGAGGUGACCGAGCUGACCCCGUGUGAGACUGAGAGUGCUAUGGGAGGCUACGGUAAAACUGUACAGCAUGUUAUUAUUGGAAUGAAGACUGCAAAAGGAAACAAACAGCUCAAGUUAGACCCUACAAUCUACGAGUCUAUUCAAAAGGAGAAGGUUGAAGUUGGUGAUGUAAUCUACAUUGAGGCUAACACUGGUUCUGUCAAGCGGCAAGGACGAUCUGAUUCCUUCGCAACGGAAUUCGAUUUGGAGGCGGAGGAAUAUGUCCCCGUGCCAAAAGGCGAUGUUCACAAGAAGAAGGAGAUAGUUCAGGACGUAACCCUGCACGACCUGGACGUGGCCAAUGCUAAACCUCAGGGAGGUCAGGAUAUUAUGAGUGUAAUGGGUCAGUUCAUGAAGCAGAAGAAAACUGAGAUAACAGACAAGUUGAGGAAGGAGAUUAACAAGGUCGUUAAUAAGUACAUUGACCAGGGAAUAGCCGAGCUUGUUCCUGGAGUUCUCUUUAUUGAUGAAGUGCACAUGCUAGAUUUAGAGUGCUUCACCUACCUUCAUCAGGCGCUAGAGAGCACCAUCUCCCCCAUAGUCAUAUUCGCUACCAACCGAGGACAUUGCACCAUCAAAGGUUCUGAUGACAUAGUGUCCCCUCACGGUAUGCCCCUGGAUCUCUUGGACCGUAUUAUGAUAAUCCGAACUUCUCCCUACGUCCUGGAAGAGAUGAUUCAGAUUCUGAAGAUAAGAGCGCAAAUAGAAGGGCUAGUUAUAGACGAGGACUCGCUGCAGUGUUUGGGGGAUAUUGGAGUAAAAACCACCCUCAGAUAUGCAGUUCAGCUUCUCACACCUGCACAUCUUCUAAGCAAGAUUAACGGCCGGGAUGCAAUUCACAAAGAAGAUGUCGAGGAAAUUGCUGACCUCUUCUACGAUGCUAAGACAUCUGCCAAGGUUCUUACAUCAGAAAAGGACAAGUACCUGCAUUAAAUAAGAUACUAAAAUCUUCCAGAGCAGAAACAGAAAAAGGGCUCUGGACCACUUUUUAAUCUGUACAAAGUUUAUAAUCAGAACAGUAUCAAGAGGUGGGUCUACAAGAAGAGUCAGUGCGUACUGAGAAGUGUUUGCGGGCCAAUAUUACUCACACUUGUUCCGGAAUACUCGAGAUCAGUGCAAUAAUUUAUUUAUUUUUAUUAUUUGUAUAGCUCUACUGAACUUUUUAUUUCAA